AGCUCACCUAAUCGAUGAUACUAUUAUAAGUUCAAACACUGAUAAUGAUAGCAAAUCAUUACAGAAUAGACAAUCACAAAGUCAAGUAAUGUGGACGCUCGAUGCACCUGUUAGUGAGAAUGGUAGCAAUUAUAGCCAAGGUCAACGACAGUUGAUAGCACUUGCAAGAGCAUUGGUGCGUAAAUCUAAAUUGAUUAUUAUGGAUGAGGCGACAGCUAGUGUAGAUUUCAAGACAGACCGUAUGAUCCAAAAGACAAUACGUGAGGAGUUUAGUGACGCGACUCUAUUGUGUAUUGCACAUCGGUUAAGAACCGUUGUAGAUUAUGACAAAAUUUUAGUGUUAGAUGCUGGAAAUAUUGUGGAGUUUGAUCAUCCAUAUAUUCUUUUGCAAAAUCCGGCUUCAGUUUUUCGUGGAAUGUGUGAUCGAAGUGGAGAUUUGGUAGAAUUGGUCGAAGUUGCUAGGGCAAAAUAUGAAAAAGAUUACGGAAAUAUUAGUGUUUAA
Dentiscutata heterogama is the source of this 502-nucleotide messenger RNA. The record is from the annotation of a GenBank genome assembly. Lineage: Eukaryota; Fungi; Glomeromycota; Glomeromycetes; Diversisporales; Gigasporaceae.